Microcebus murinus (gray mouse lemur) is the source of this 7688-nucleotide messenger RNA. NCBI's taxonomy places the organism in Eukaryota, Metazoa, Chordata, Mammalia, Primates, Cheirogaleidae. The record is from RefSeq and is a predicted model, not a curated record.
UUUUUGUAUUUUUUUGUAGAGGCCAGGUCUUGUUCUAGCCUAGGCUGGUCUCAAACUCCUGGCUUCUGGGAAUCCUUCCACCUUUUGCUUCCAAAGUGCUGAGUUUAUAGGCGUGAGCUGCCACACCCAGCCAGUGCUGCUUAACUUAAUGAGACCUUAGUUAAGUUUUACUCCUCCCAGGCCCCCAAACUUUGGACUGUCCCAGGUCAUUGGAAAUCAGAACAAGCUCUCCUCCUGGACAACCCCUCCCCCAAAUAGGCUGAUCUUAGGCUAAAAUAUUCCCAGAGUACCUGUAGGUCCCAGGGCCUCAUCCAUUGCCCCACACCUGGUGCCUUCUAGACUUGUUUACACUUUCAUAUAAAAGGAAAGCUCUUUUCUUUGUGACUCUAAGACAGGUGCAGAGUCUGUGGUUGACACAUCCUCCCUAUUGCAAUAAUCCUUUUAAAUAAAAUCUCUCCUAUGUCUAAAUUUAUUUUUUGACAAUAAUGAAUAUUUUAUUGUUUCAUCUGUGUUAGGAUAUGUACAUUCUGUCUUUUGUCCCAUUAGACUUCAGAAAAUGUUAAACUUUGAAAAGACAAAUAUAACAAAAAUUGCUCAUUCUCUUUUUUAUGGUAUAGGCUAUAUAAUAUAUACUCAAUAGAUGAACGUAGUUCCUAGUUGGAAAAAAAUUUCUUAAAUCCUUAGUAAUUUGUGUCUCUCUUAUAAUGUUAUUACAGGGACCAUAUCUCAAAAUUUUUCUGUGGCUGAAAAAAUAUCCCUGUUUUUUCUGAAGAAUAAGAAUGUCCAUGUUGCUUCCUUGAAAUUUUCAGAAGCAGCAAAAUUCCACAUAUGCAAAAUGGAUUCAAGACUUUGAGCUAUCCUGAGCUUCUUGUCUACUGUUUUGAUAACCGAAAGCUCCACAAUCAACAAGUUUGUUUGGGUUCACUGAAGUCUAGGUUAGAAGUUCCUUCCUGGCAUCAUAGUUACUGAAUAAUAUUCAAUAGUACAGAAAGAUCCCAAAUCCUGGCCUCAACAGUGCAACUUUAAAAACAUGCAGAAAUAUCUUAUAUUCAUCUGUGUGCCAUGCCAGGACAUUCUGCUCAUUUCACGCCAAUAAAAUGUUAAAUAUGCUAAGUUUCCAUGUGAGCAUAAUCAUAUUUAAAUUUAUUGGCAUUUCAUGAAUGAAACUUCACACAAAUAAUGAUGUUAGAGAAAAACAUACUUCUCAGUACAUAUUAACUCACAGAUGCUGCCAUAAAAUUAUUGCUGGUAGAGAUCAAGAUACAUAAAAUGUAAUAAUCAAGUUUUCUUUUGUUCAGGGUUCUUAUGAAGGAGAAUAGCCUACCUGCUACAUACUCUUCGGACUAUUCUAAAAUUAUUCUCUAGGGGAAAAUAAAUGCAAAUGCCCAUGUUCUCCAUACAUAACAGAAUAUUCAGAAAGAUAAAGACCUAAAAUACAUUACCAUUUUAAAAUAAAGUAGGUUUUCAGAAUGCACAUAAAGUCAAUUUGAAAUUACAGUAUGUUUAGAAAUUACUGACAUAACAAUAUUGUGAUGUCAACAAAGUCUAUCUCUAAAAUAUUUCAGAUUAACUUAUCUUCAGUGGAAUAACAUAACAAGUAUACCAAGUGUAAGGGACAACUAACUAAUAUCAAUUUUAAAAAGCUAUUGCUUUUUUAAAAGCAACAAUUGGUGACCUAACUUAAUACUGGAUUUAGGUUUCCAUUCUUUUCACCUCAGGUGUUGUCCCUAUGAAAGUGUCUGGAACUGACCACAGUGUUGACUGCCUCUGCAGUAAAUGGGGAAUAGAUAUGGAAAAGAUUUCCAUUGUGUUCUGUUGGGCAUCAGCAUGAAAUUGCACCUUGUGUCCACCCAGAGGUUUGCAUUUCACAUUCUAGAUUGUAUUCCCUUCAGGCUCAAUUCUGGGGUUUUUAAUUAAAUUGCUAACAUGAAUUUGAAUGGAGGGAACUUUCCUGGAUGCAAUCAUAACCCACGCGGAUCCCGCCAGGGGGAUCCCAGCUCUCAGUGCCCUGAGCUGCUUCCACCUGUGUUGGGUCCCCUAACCCCUUUAAAGCCUUGCAACAGCUAGUGCUGAGAGCGAGGCGGAGGGAAGCUCAGGCCCCGCCCACACCCUCGCCGGCCCCGCCCAGGCCUGGGUCUCCUGCGCGCGCAGCAUUCUGUGGACCCGGAAGCGGAUCGCGUGGAGGGAGUGUGGCGUGGCUGCGCGAUUGACUGUUAAAGACUCAUGUUGGGUGAGGAAGAAGCCUGGAAACGGGGCAGGAGGAAAGGAAAGGAGUCAGGAAUGGCUCUGACUCAGGGACAGUUGACAUUCAGGGAUGUGGCCAUAGAAUUCUCUCCAGAGGAGUGGAAGUGCCUGGACCCUGCUCAGAGGGCUUUAUACAAGGCCGUGAUGUUGGAGAACUACAGGAACCUGGUCUCCCUGGCAGGAAUUUCUCAUUUUGACCUGAGUAUUAUCUCCAUGUUGGAGCAAGGAAAAGAGCCCUGGACUGUGGAGAGCCAAGUGAAAACAGCAAGAAAAUCAGAUAGAUGGAAAUGGAUGAAAGGUGUGAUCACAGAUCUCUCUCCUGCAUUUGUAAUAAAAAAUGUACCUCCAAAAGGGAAAACCAGUGCAGGAGAAGUAUUCCAAACAGUGACAUUGGAACGACCUGAAAGCCAUGACAUUGAAGACUUUUCCUUUACAGAAGUGCAGAAAAAUAUACAUAACUUUGGGUAUCAAUGGGGAGAUGAUGAAGGAAGUUACAAAGCUGAGCUUAUGACUCCUAAAGUGAAUCUCAGUGGUAGAAGAGAUCAACAUGAAAGAAGGGAUGCAGGAAACAAGCUUAUUAAAAAUCCAUGUGGAUUAAUCGUUACAUCACGUGUGGCUCAACCGCAGCUAUUUCAAAGUGAAAGGAAAGUUGACGAAUGUAAUGAAAUCAAGUCUACCAACCAUGAUUCCUCAGUUUCACCACUUCAACAAAUCCCUUCUAAUGUCAAAACCCACAUGUCUAAAAACUGUGAGAAUGAUGUCAUCUUUUCUUCAUCACUGACUCAAGGACAAACAGUAAAUGGUGUAAAACCUUACAAAUGUACAGAAAGUGGCAAGGUGUUCACUGAAAAUUUACAUCUUGCUUGUCAUAAGAUAAUUCAUACUGUAGAGAAAUCUUACAAGUGUAAUGAUUGUGGCAAGGUCUUUACUCGAAAUGCAUACCUUGCACGUCACAGGAGAACACAUACUGGAGAAAAACCUUAUAAAUGUAAUGAAUGUGGCAAGGCUUUUGCUCGAAAUGCAAACCUUGCACGUCAUAAGAGAAGUCAUACUGGAGAGAAACCUUACCAAUGUAAUGAGUGUGGCAAAGCCUUUAGUAUACGUUCAAGACUAACUAUCCAUCAGGCAAUCCAUACUGGAGAGAAACCUUACAAAUGUAAUGAGUGUGGCAAAGUCUUUACUCAAAAUGCAUACCUUGCACGUCACAGGAGAACACAUACUGGGGAAAAACCUUACAGUUGUAAUGAGUGUGGCAAGGCCUUUGCUCGAACUUCACAGCUUGUCUGUCACAGGAGACGGCAUACUGGAGAAAAACCGUACAAAUGUUACGAAUGUGGGAAGGUCUUCAAGCAUAAUGGUUCCCUUGCAUACCAUCGAAGAAUUCAUACUGGUGAGAAACCUUAUAAGUGUUAUGAGUGUGGCAAAUCCUUUAGGGUUCGAUCAAUCCUAACUACCCAUCAGAUAAUCCAUACUGGAGUAGAACCUCACAAGUGUAAUGAGUGUGGCAAGGUCUUCAUUCGAAAUGCAGACCUUCAGCGUCACAAGAGAAGGCAUACUGGAGAAAAACCUUACAAAUGUAAUGAGUGUGGCAAGGCCUUCACUCAACAUUCAGACCUUGCACAUCAUAGGAGAAUUCAUACUGGAGAGAGGCCUUACCAGUGUAAUGAGUGCGGAAAAGCCUUUAGUGUACGUUCAAGACUGACUAUCCAUCAGGUAAUCCAUACUGGAGAGAAACGUUACAAAUGCAGUGAGUGUGGCAAGGUCUUUACUCGACAUGCACACCUUGCACGUCACAGGAGAAGGCAUACUGGAGAAAAACCUUACAAAUGUAAUGAGUGUGGCAAGGCCUUCACUCAAAAUUGGCACCGUGUUGUGCAUCAAAGUAUUCACAGUGGAGAGAAACCUUACAAGUGUUAUGAGUGUGGCAAAGCCUUUAGUGUUCGUUCAAUCCUAACUACCCAUCAGAUAAUCCAUACUGGAGAGAAACCUUACAAAUGUAAUGAGUGUGGCAAGAUGUUCACUCAAAAUGCACACCUUGCACGUCACAGGAGAAGGCAUACUGGAGAAAAACCUUACAGAUGUGAUGAAUGUGGCAAGGCCUUCACUCAGAAUUGGCAUCUUGUUAGGCAUCAAAAUACUCACAAUAGAGAGAAACCUUACAAGUGUUAUGAAUGUGGCAAAGCCUUUAGUCUUCAUUCAAUCCUAACUACCCAUCAGAUGAUCCAUACUGGAGAGAAACCUUACAGUUGUAGUGAGUGUGGCAAGGCCUUUACCCAACAUUCACAGCUUGUGUGUCACAGGAGAAGGCAUACUGGAGAGAAACCUUAUAAAUGUUAUGAAUGUGGGAAGGUCUUCAGGCAUAAUGGCUCCCUUGCAUACCAUAGGAGAAUUCAUACUGGUGAGAAACCUUUUAAGUGUUAUGAGUGUGGCAAAACCUUUAGUGUUCGUUCAUUGCUAACUACCCAUCAGAUAAUCCAUACUGGAGAGAAACCUUACAAAUGUAAUCAGUGUGGCAAGGCCUUCACUCAAAAUGGGCACCUUGUUAGUCAUCAAAGUAUUCACAAUAGAGAGAAACCUUACAAGUGUUAUGAGUGUGGCAAAGCCUUUAGUCUUCAUUCAAUCCUAACUACCCAUCAAAUGAUCCAUACUGGAGAGAAACCUUACAGAUGUAAUGAGUGUGGCAAGGCCUUCAUUCAAAAUUCACAGCUUACAUCUCACAUGAGAAGGCAUACUGGAGAGAAACCUUACAAAUGUAGUGAGUGUGGCAAGGCCUUCAGUCAGAAAUCAACCCUUAAAACCCAUCAGAUAAUCCAUACUGGAGAGAAACCUUACAAAUGUAAUGAUUGUGGCAAGGCCUUCAGACAGAAAUCAGCCCUUAAAACCCAUCAGAUAAUCCAUACUGGAGAGAAACCUUACAAAUGUAAUCAGUGUGGCAAGGCCUUUACUCAAAAUUCACAGCUUGUUAAUCAUCAAAGCAUUCACAGUGGAGAGAAACCUUACAAGUGUAAUGAGUGUGGGAAAGCCUUUAGACUGCGUUCAUUCCUUAGUGUGCAUCAGGCGGUACAUACUGUUGGGAAGUAGAGUUAGGAGACAUGGAAAGUUUCAGGAGUUUUGCAGGGCUUUCUUUAGUUUGAAGGAAUCUUUGUGUAUAUUACUUCACAAACCAGAAACUGCUUAGCAUUAAGGGGGGAUCAUUUCACCAAUCAGGGGCUAUUGCAAGGUGGUGAUGAUCUUUAGGCCUGGCAAGCGUGUGCCUGGAGCUUGUGCAAGGCAGAGCUCAGCAUAGGGCCCAAGGUUAGAUCUUAUUGAGGGAUGUCAGCCCUGCAGACACACUGCAUCUGGUACUGUCAUAAACUUGGAGGCUAUUCCUGUUCACUCCUGACCAUAUGUCUUAUUAUAGAGAGAAAUAGAUUAAAAUAUGCAGGAUCAAUGUUCCUGUUUUAUGUGUUAAGUAACAAUUUUAUCUUUAACUUGUAUACUGAACCAAGUGUAUUCUUAACUUACAGUUUAAAAUGUUUACCUUGGAAAAAUUUUGUAACCAUUUAAUGUUAUAGAUAGAAUUAGGUAAGAGAUUUCUUGAAACCUUUGGGGGACCUUGAAACCUAAGUGAAUAAUCUAUACACAAUUCUCUUACCGAGGACAAGUUCUUCCCGUACCAAUUAAUACUGAUGUGGGCCUUCACUCAGUGCCUCCUGGCUCACAAGAAUGCUGGAGGACCUCUGGGUUCCCCAUCACUGUAAACUACACUUUGUCUCUGUUAUUUCUAAAAGUCUUGUGAUGAUCUUGCCUGGGUUCCAUUUGUUGGGAGAGUAGCUAACUACUGGCAUCAUACUAGAGAAAAACCUUACAAAUGUAGUCAGUGUGGCAAGGUUUUCCCUUGAAAUACACACCUUUGAAGUCAUCAGUUCAUCAUGGAGAGAAAGCUUACAGAUGUAAUGACUGUGAGAAGUUUUUCAGUGAACAAUCAAAGCUUGCAAGGCAUCACAAAAUUCAUACUUGAAAGAAACCAUUCAAAUGAGUGUGGCAAAAUCUUCACUCACAGUUCACUCCUUGCAUGACAUUAGAGAAUUCAUUCUCAAUGGAAUUCUUACAAAUCCUCAAUCGAGUAAGGCCAAUUAGCCUUACUUGAAAGAAACCAUAUGAAUGAGUGUGGCAAGAUCUUCAGUCACAAUUCACUCCUUGCAUGACAUUAGAGAAUUCAUUCUUAAUGGAAUCCUUACAAAUACAGUCUAUGGCAAACCCCUUGUGACUUCAAGCAUUAACAUUGGAGAGCCCAUGCUAAAGAACAAUCAUAUAAUUGUACGUGGAAAGGGCUUUUUUUGUGCUUCACAACACACUGGGCAUCAAAAUACACAUUUCUGAUGAAAGCACACAGAUGUAAAGUGUACGUUGAGGCUAUUACCCAGGGCCAUAAAUGUAGGUGAGGAUUUGUAUGAUGAAUGCCUCAGUCUCUAAUUUUCCAUGAUUAACAUUUGAUAUUACACACUGUAAAAUAAUUCUAAGUCCAAAUAUAUUAAAACUUAUGGCAUGAUAUAUAUCAAGGUGCCAGGACAUUUGGAGAUGGCCAGUUACCUUGAGGUUACAAAAUAUUUUAUUCAUAUAAUUGAGGAUUCUUGAAAAGGCUAGUUUACUACUCAUAACAUUCAACAUGAACUUUAAAAUCUUACUAUUAUGCCUUUUCCACAAGCCUUCGUUGUGGUCUGUGGGAAACAAUCCAUUGUGUGGCAGGGCCUGCUUUAAAGGUGAAGAUCACUUCUGUCCACAUUCCUGUAAGAAGAAGGAUGCUGUCUUUGAAUAUUAAAUACCAUCUGAAUGGCAUUUGGGAAGGGCAGAGAAUAACAUAAAUGUAUGCUGUCACUUAUCUUGCUCAUUCUGUUCAAAGUUCUUUUCUGACAGGAGGGCACUGUAGGUUGAGGGAGACAAAGCUCAAUCAAGUGGCCAUAAUUUACAGCAGAUCAAAUUUGCUACUCGGGUGGCUAACAUCCAACAAGUGGUCACCUUCCUGGGAUACCAGGUUGUAAGCCUAUAAAAGUAAAUUGGACUCUAUUGUGAUUGGAAUAUCACUCAAUUUUGUGUUACAUCUCUCAUAUAUAAUCAGACUCGGUUUCCUUGGGAAAACAUUAAGAAACAUCUACUUAAUCAAGGAAAUCUGACUGAAGAGAUUGGAAUUUUAUGUCAAGGAAUAUUAAGUGCCUUCCGUCACAAACUUGAUCUAAUCUCUGAGACUGACAGUAUUAAUGGUAUUUCAUCUGGAGGGGAGUCAGUUAACCCACUUUCUCAUCUUAAGAUCUAUGGGAGUUGUGCUAUAGUAACUUUUUGAAUUAUUUUAAUCAUUUGCUUGUACUUAUAGUCUGGAAAAAACUCCGAAGAAGACAAGACUCCAGAGUCCAAUGCCUUGCAGUGAUGGCUAUCCAACUUCAUCAACUUCUGAAAAGAAAGGGGAG